AAAGUGUUAUCAGGAAUGCGCUUCCAGUGUGGUAACAUUCAGUUUUUUGCAAUAGAUGCCGUCUGCCGUCUUGUAAAUUUUGAUUUGCUUCCCGCCGGCUCUUGACGGUUUGCAUUUGGCACGUGCAGUUUUCUUUAUAUUUCCAUAAAAUACAACUUCGCACAUACUACAAAGUUCAACACUGAUGCUGGCAGUUGGGAUUUACUAUUUCAAUUGUUAGCAGUGUACAAUGUCGCCUUCCCCGAUCCGCUGUCGCGGGCCGUGGAAGAUACACAAGCGUUCCUCGGAGCCGGACAGGUGGUUGGAUGAGAUGGGAUUUUUCCGUAAACAUACAGCUAGGGACUCUAGCUGCCUAUUCCGGGCGGUCUCUGAGAACAUUUAUAACACUCAGCGAUACUUUCAUAAAGUCCGGCUGGAUUGCGUUCAGUUCAUGGCUUCCAAACGGCAUCUCUUCGAAGGGUCAUUGACUUGUCCGUUUGAAAAUUAUCUCAAAGAGAUGUCAAACCCAUCAGAGUGGGGCGGUUUAAUUGAAAUAUCGGCCAUGAGCCAUCUAUAUAGACGUGACUUUGUAAUAUUUGAAGCUAACAAGGGCCCUCAGACAAAGAUAUGCAAUGGUUAUGGAGACCCCAUAUACUUGUUUUACUCACCAGACACUAAACAUUUUGAUGUGGUUUAUACAAAAGAUUUCAUAAACACCUCAUCCUACUGCCAGUCUCUAGUAUACGAAAUACUGUACGACGGUGUCUAUCAGCUAAAAGACUUAUCUUACGCCGUCGACAAAAUGCUCCACGACAAAGUACCCUCCAACCACAUCGAAUACUUUAUGUCGGAGAAUGUUGAACGUCGCAAAAAGCAGAAAGAAAGAGCUAAAAUAUUCAUAGAAGCUGCUGAUGAUGACAAGGACAGGAGCAGCAACGCGUUGGCGCUUAAAUGUAAGCACCACACUGAAGAUCUAGAAAGGGCUAGCCUGUUGAAGGAGUCUCUGAGUAUCUUCGUAUUCAACCGCAGCCUAAUACAGCUUGAGAAUGUAUGCAUGAACUGCUUGAACGUAAACAGCGCGAAAGACUUACUUGAUAAUGGAAUCACUCCGUUUCCUUACAAAGUUGCGAAAGCUUUAGACCCUGAUAUCUACAGGAACAUAGAGUUUGACGUGUGGAGCGAGCUCAGACGAGAAAUGCGUUAUGGCGCGAGAUAUUCUGAUGGAACGACCCUCCAAGUGGGCGUGAAAUGUUUGUGCAAACUGCAACCCGAGCAGACUGUUCCGUAUCACUGCCAUAUCCAAGAAAUGCGACCUGACGGCGGACCCUGUCUCGUGUUUAUAGAGGAGCUUGGCGAGAAGCGAGUUGUCAAUUUCGAACAGCUGGAGCCACUGCCCCUCGAGGAAAUAAGACCUUGGGCCCCUCCCUACAGAUACUCGCGAGCUCAUUCUCAGUUCCUUACUCUGAGCCAAAUGUUACAACAAAUAGGCAACAUCACUCUGAAACAAGGUCUGAGCAAGGCCCGGAACAAGUCUAAGGUGGCUCCGGACGAGAAGGCUCCCGAGAAAGUGAGCAAGCCGAGCAAAGUGUCGUGGAACGAGGAGACAGGGCUAGCUCUCCAAAACAACGUCGACUUUACAUACCAGCACCUGGACUUCCUUAACUUUGAGCCAAUGCCUGUUGAAGUUGAAGCUCUCCCCCUAAUGGUGGACUGCAGGACGGGCGCGGGAGCUCCGCCCCUAGAACUCUCACAUCCUCAACCAAAUGGCGGCGGGCCAAAUGAGAAUCAUCAUAACCAGGCGGGAGGUAGCGGGGACAUGGUGGCGCAUGGGAUCGCUUCCCCGGCGUCAGUGCGGUCUUCCACACCGGCCUCCACAAACACGCUGACCACGUACACCAACGUGAUGAAUCCUGGAGGUGGAGGAGUCGGAGGUAAUGGCUACCCGGUGGCAGGCGUGGGCGCCAUGCCGGGCGCGGGCGGGGCGUGCGCGCCGUACGUGUGCGGCGUGAAGAGCGUGGUGUGGUGCGGGGGCGCGGGCGGGGGCGCGGCGCUGGGCGCGGGGCUGCCGCACGCGCCGCCGCACGUGCCGCCGCCGCCGCCGCCCGGCGUCAACGCGCACGUGUUCAAGAGCAUGCAGCCCAACGGCUCCGACCUGCCCAUGAACGACAUCCCCACGCUGCGCUUCUACUUCAACCUGGGCGUGGAGUGCGUGUGGGCCACGUACGGGCCGCCGCGCCACUACAGCCCGCGCGAGCUGGCGCACGACCUGGCGCACGUGUCGCUGGCCGAGCGCCCGCCGCACGCGCCCGACCACGCGCACAAGCACAAGCCCGCGCCCGCCAACGACAAGCCGCCGCUCAACAACCAGCCCAAGGGCAACGGCCAGCGACCUCUGCUCGGGCCCAGAUUCAAGCGCGGAGGCGGUAACCAGGACGGCAAUCAAAAUUCCAACCACAACCAGAAUAAGCACAACAAUAAUAUGGGCAAUAAGGGCCCUAACAACCGUCGUAACUCUCACAGCGAGCAGCGUGGUCCUCAUGUCGGCUACAGCGGCGCUGGCGAGGGAGAGUGCGUGAUGGAACAGCCCAUGAUCACUCUGCCUUACAUCCCAUACCCACCGCCCAUGUACCCCAUACAAUACUACCCUGUCGAGACUGAUCCCGCUAUGAUGGGCAUGAUGGGCGGUAUGGGGUACGUGGGCUACGAGGAAGGAGUGUACGAGGGAGGGAUGCAGGCCUACUACCCCCCCGCGCCGCACUACCCGCCCCCGCACCCACACCCACACCCACACCACGUAGAGCACAAGUAAACCUACUACACGUACCGAUCAACACACACACGCACACAUUUAAAAGCUUGAGUACAUAAAUCCCUCAAUACAAAAGUACAUAGAUGUUAUGACGAAAACAAUAUAAUGCUUGCAAAAUGUAAUACGUGAAACUAUACAAAUGAAUAUCAUAUAUUCAUCAUCAUCAUCAUCAUCAACUGCUGAACAAAGGACUGCCCAUUGCAGUCUUAGUACUGUCCAACUCUCGGAGGUUGGUCACAAUUUCGUAAUGUACUUGGAGUAGCUGCAUAUUUUAUAUUAAUCUACAUAACACAUUUUGCACUUUACAAAAUGUCCAAAUCUACAUAACAUGUUGUUUGAUUUACCACAGGCCGUCCCAGCGUCUACAUGCUCCAUAAUUCAUCGUCAUUCAACAAUCACCACACACAUUAGGUAAUUGCAUCCCCGUUUUCUAGCGUACUUCUUGGUUCCGAGCACAGCUACCCAUUUUGUGUACUCAAGCUCUAAUAAAUGAAUAAUUUGGACAAUCAAAAGUAACACUUUGACCAGAGUUCUUUUAUUUCCUUGUCAUUUUGCACAUACUAAAAUUAUUCAAAGAAAAGUACUUUUAGUAACAAUAAAAUAAUCUAUCAAAAUUUCAUUCAUAUACUCGAAUAAUCAACAAGUAUCAAUAUAAACGGUUUACCGAAUUGUGUGUCUUCAUUGCUAAAAAUAUUAUGUCAAACUCAGUCGAUUAUGCGACUAAUUUGAGUUGAAUCGGUACAUACAUCAACAUAAAUAAACUAACAAGGCUAUUAAUAACAAAACAAUGGACGUGGUUGAGAUAUGUGUUGUCUGUCAACGCCGGCGUUCAGGAAGUAAUUCAGUCUACCACAUUCCAAGUAAUUAAUUAACCAAGUAAUCAUUCACGUAACAAGAUCAUUAGAUAUCUCCAUCGCACUAGAUUGUGGCAAAACUAAUUACAUAAUUUAAAUACUACUCAAGUUGUAUUCUAAAAUAGGAUUCAAUUCCAUUUUACUUUAAAAUUUGAGUAUCUAUUUAUAAUAACCGAUAUUAUCACUGAAUAUAAUAUAUGUUAACAUACACAUAUUACAUUUGUGAAGCUAAUUUUUUAUGUGUAAUUGUAAUAUACACAAUAACAAACUGGAUAUGCACUGAAUUGAUUAUUAACUCAGACUUAUGAACAAAUACGUAGUUCCUAGUACCCAUGUAUUUACUGUUGAUGUAUCAGUGUGUGUUCAGAUAAACAUGUAAACUAUCGGCUGACGUGAAUAAAUGAUGUAAUACAAAGUUGCCAAAUGUUUACCAUCGAUUUAUAUAAGUUCAUUACACUCAGCCGAUUACAACUUGUUCACUAGUGGCUUGAUAGCAACAUGAGCUACUAAUUAGUGCCUGAAUUCAGUAUACGAAUUUUUAUCGUGAAAAAUAUUCAGUAAAACGUGUCAAUGUUGCAUUAUUACAUUGUGCCACGCUGUGUGUGGGAUACAUUUGCAACUCGCGUUAAUUAUAUAGACGAAUAUUUGGAAAAAGUCAAUUAAACAUGUUAUACAUCAAAGACCCGUUCGAAGUAACAGCCUAACAUUAUGUUUCAUACUACUAACAUUAGUUGCAGAUACCUGGCACAGAUUGGCACGAUCAUUUGUUAUUUAUUACGAUGUGGGAAUAAACAUUCGAUAACUGUUUUUGAAAAGUAGUAAAAUUGUAUUAUGUACUUAACAUAAGGAGGGAAGGUCGCACAGCCUUUGUUUCUGUACCGUUUCAAAUUCCCGAUUGUGAACUUCCAUUACUGUGAUCUAUUUGACUGAAACCUUCUCCAUUUGUAUAUGGCAAUUAAAUUAGUUUACUAUAUAAUUACUAUAUAGGAACCGUUUUUGAAAUUGUUAAUCCACAAGUGUUCAUUGGUGCUGCAAAAUUGAUUAGAACAGGGUAAGCGUGAUAUUUUUGUAUGUUACAGCAUUAUACAUACAUACAAAUGUUACGUAGUUGUUAGGCGCUGUAUAUCAUUCCUUGUAAUGUAAGGUGAAACUGUACAUUUUAAGACAAUUUAUUGUAGUUUUUAUGUCGCAAAUUUAAGUUUCCUGUUUCUUAAGUAUUUUUUUUAUCGCUUAUCACACACUUGUACUCCAAGUUACACCUUAGCCGCAGGUUCGACUAUACAGCCUGGGCUAGUUUCCAUGGGCCCUGUACCCAAGACGCAAUAUUAGUCGAGUCUUGUGUAGUGAUAAGUUUAUUUUUGGCUUAAUUUUAGUUUAGUUAGAAUAAGUCAAGACGGUUUCACACGCCUCUGUUUAGGUUCGCACUAAGAGUAGAUUUACUUUUAAAUAUUCUCAGAUCUCAAGCUCAAUAUAAACGCAGACCUUUUGAAUCUCCAAUUUAACAUUCAGCACUUUAAAAUAAAUGUGAAUUCAAUAACGUGAACACAUCAAGUAUCCUACUUUGAUCUCAUUUAAAAAUAACAUUCGUAAGAAAACUGGUGCUUGGGUUUGUUAGUUGUUUACUUGUAUUUAAGUAACUUGUUCAAAUUUAUUAACAUUUAAUGUAAGCGGGACCAUUAGUAACCUUGUGAAUAAGAAAAGUAUAUUAGUAUUAUUAUAGAUAUUUUCGCUACAUCGCCUAGUCUCUGCAUUUACUACGUUAGUCGGUGCACGCUGCAUUUGUGUCCAGAGGCUGGAGAGAUAGAGCCGAGGGAAAUUGUGAUCUCCUUUUUGGGAGAUCAACGUUCAGUAACAUAUAUGCGCGCCAUAUUUAAUUUAACAGUUCCUUUUAUUGCUAUUAUCUUGUUUACGCGUGGCGGUUUGAAACCGCCUGUAAAUGUCUGCAGACAAUGACAAAAUUGACUCGUGUUUUGGAUUGUUUAUAUAAGUAUUUGGCUGUGAUUCUCAAGUAAUCUCAGUAACGAUUGGUAUUAUGUUGUUGGCUGACAUUUGUUAUACGAAAAACAGAUCGCUUUAUAUCUAUUACUAAUUACAUACCAGACAGUCGAGUUUGUCUGUAUGUACAAAUAUUAUUCCUUAUAAUAUUUGAUUGUCUAUUUAUUGAUCACUAAGGAUGUACCUUAAUUCCGCCCAUGAUUAUUAUACUUCACAUUUACACUCCAAACAUAAUUAUAUAUGAUUAUUUACUAUAUAUUACGCAUAGAUUUAUAUAUUUGCGUAUGGUAGCGAAAUCUUGAAUGUUUUACAGAGUUGUUAAAGAAAAUAUUAAAAACAAAAAACAAGUGUUCUUACGACAGGUUACGUGUCAUGUUCAUGUUAAUUAUAAUUUUCGGUUUUCAGUAUUAGUUUAAAUCACUAGGGGUUAGAAUUUUAUGUUAGUCGUUAAUUAAUGUUUACGUAACUAUAGUCUAGUGUUACUUUAUUUAAGUAUACCGUCAGUUACUUUGUAAUCUCGUCAGUUAGGGCGUAAAAUAUAUAUUUUUUGUUCUCAAUGUAGUUGUAUAAGUUUGUGUGCCAAGUUUAAACUUUGAUGUAUGAUAUAAACGAGCAGUGUCACCCAUGAGUAGCAUCUUGACGAUCAACAUCACUGCCGUAGAACAAAAUUCUCGUUGUCAUAUCAGUGUUAAAGAUACAUUAGUAAAUACAAUAAUUGUGUUGUGAAUAGUACUAUUAUAGGUACAUGUAUGUCUUACUAUAUGGUUGUACAGUGCUCAAAGUUAGGGUAAUGUCCGCCUUUGAGAUGUUAUUUGUAAUUCUUUUUCAAAAUUCCAUCAAUAAAUGUAAACUGAUUUUU
Molecule: messenger RNA, 6496 nt
Organism: Spodoptera littoralis (African cotton leafworm)
Lineage: Eukaryota; Metazoa; Arthropoda; Insecta; Lepidoptera; Noctuidae
Source: the annotation of a GenBank genome assembly